Hypoxylon trugodes is the source of this 2131-nucleotide messenger RNA. RefSeq names its product salicylate hydroxylase. The record is from RefSeq and is a predicted model, not a curated record. The coding region runs from base 248 to 1492 and encodes 414 amino acids. Gene Ontology annotation, biological process: secondary metabolite biosynthetic process. The transcript has 3 exons. NCBI's taxonomy places the organism in Eukaryota, Fungi, Ascomycota, Sordariomycetes, Xylariales, Hypoxylaceae. Gene Ontology annotation, molecular function: FAD binding.
GGGGCACAUCCCCUUUUGGCAUGUAUGUUGGACGAUUCAUCAGUAAAAUAUUAUUUAUAGUUAGCCCCGAGGAGUAUCACCUGAUAGGUUAUGCGUUAUCAGUGGCUUUACUACCCCAACACCUUCACGUCCAUAAGUUGCUCCGAGUUGUUUCCAACUAGUCGCAACAGAACCAUCUUCUUCACCGUUUCUUGGCAGCGAUCGAUUUCAAUAAGCCUGGCCGUUAUCUCAUCUCCAGAAGCAGAGAAUGGAUAGCAAGCGGAUUCGCAUCGCUAUAAUUGGUGGUGGCCUAGCCGGUGCUUCCGUAGCUAACGGCCUUUUCCACCUCCCCCAUAUAGAAGUCCAUGUUUUCGAGUCCGCUCCCGAAUUUUACGAGCGCGGUGCUGCUGCUGGGAUUUCCCUCAAUGCUCAGCGAGCUUUAAAUGCAAUUAUUCCCCUUGAUAGAGGUGUGCUUCAAAAGGCCGGUGCUGUUCCCAUGAACAGUUCCCGGAUCAUCUUGGGGUCGGGGAAAGAUGCUGGGACGGUUAUCUUCGACUUGAGGACGGGGGUGUGUGUCCACCGGGCAUCACUCCUUCGCGAGUUACUCAGCCCUUUGCCCAAGGAGAUUCUGCACCCCAAUAAACAGCUUGUCGCCAUCAAUCCCAAAUCCUCUGGUGUUGAGCUCGUCUUCAAAGAUGGCUCUAAGUACGAAUUUGAUGCUGUCAUCGGUGUCGAUGGUAUCUUCAGUUUUGUUCGGCAACAUGUCUUUCGAGAUACUGCCCCUGGAGAGGACUACGGGCCUUCUCCAGCGGGAUUCUGGGAUUGCCGAAAUUUAGUCCCAUUGGAUAAAGCUAAAUCGACGUUAGGCAAGGAUCUUUUUGAGGAUGAUCGACGGUACUCCUGGGUUAGUGAUGGAGCGUUUAUCAUACACGACAUAUUAGAGGACAGAACGAUGGUACAGUGCAUAGUGUCUGCUAUCGACAAGAAACAGUCCUUUACUAAGUCUAGGAAGUCUCUCCUGGUACAGCAAGAUCUGAAGGAAACUCUGAAUACGUGGCUUGGUGGUCCAAUUGCCAGUGGGAUGAUAGACCUCACACUCAAUCAACCUGAUACUUACAAGUACUCUCAAUGGGAGCACAAGGCGACACCUACUUAUUUUGAAGAUCGCGUCUGUCUUGUGGGAGAUGCAGCUCACGCAUCUUCAUCCUGGAUGGGUGCCGGCGCUGGAAUAGCCAUCGAGGAUGCUAUUAGCAAGCUCUUCGCCAAUAUCUCAUCUCCAAAAGAAAUCACAGCGGCUUUCAAAGCAUACGACACGGUACGCCGGCUACGAUGCCAAAGGGUCGUUGAUUCGAGCCGAGAGACAGGACUUCUUUUCUGCGGCAAGUAUGGGCUGGAUGUUGCUGAGUUGAGAGCCGAGAUUUCAACAAGGUGGAACUUCAUCCUCGAUUUGGACAUGGAGGCGCAUCAACAGGAGGCCAUGGAGUGUUUCACACAAUAUAAGGACAACCAAUAGGUAUCAUCUUAGUCGCUUACUCCGCUGCAUUUGGCUUAAAGCAGCGAGUCUUUCGAUUGGUUCCUCGAUGCCAUGCGUGAAUGGUCUCGGGUGCAGCAAGCUGUGUUGCCACUUUAACGAAAGACACUAGUCCGCCAAAUGCGUUCUUGGUGCCUAGGUCACUUUUCCAAGCCCGAUUCCCAAAAGUCUACUGCCUCGCGAGAAGUUGACAUUCUAUCUUCACCUUUCUUUAUUUUGGAAUAAAUUACUUCGCUAAUUCCAUUUUGAUGCCCCUUCUGGUCUGGCCUGAAUAAAGCGGCAAAGGGAGAGGGUUUAGUAAAAAUAUCCAACUUUGUACAUACAAUCAAAACGCCACCGUCUCAUUGAUACUCCGGGGGUUAUGAGCGAAUUUGAUUCCAGUUUAAUUUGAACGCACCGAGGGCAUACCCUGCACCCCUAUGGCCGCGGCCUAAUUAGGAUGAUUACAUCUAGGUACUUGGUAGGUACCGAUACGAUUAUACGGACAUGGUUAUGUUGAGUAGCUUACCAGGUGGCGUCCACUAAAAGCAAUAGUAACCCAGUGUGGCUGCAGAUGUGUAUAUUAAAGGGUUAUACCUCCUCAAGCUCCUUUGUCUCUGAAAAGAAAAGGUGCUCAUAGAG